AUGGCCGGCGCCGGUGGAACCAAGAAUUCGACGGUGGCGAAGUCAUCUUCCUCAGCCGCUGCCAAACGUAACAACAACAAUCUAAAACUUCAGCAACAACAAUUGCAACAAACACCCUCAACUCGCCGCCAGAACCUUCUUCAAUUGGUCGCAGCGGCAGCGUCCGCCACCGCCGCCGCUCACUCCUUCCUCGCCAACCACGACCUCGCUCUCCACCCUGCCCAAACCCUAACCCUCGAAUCCAACAUUUCCGCUGUGUCUCUCUCCAUCUCUAACCUACUUUCCCUCAUUCACCAUCCGAUCGCCUUCGCAGUCCCCCGCCCCCCUCCUCCUCCACCCUCAUGGUUUUACCGCUUUAUGUCUUCACAAAAUGAUAACGACCAGUUAUUCAUCGAAUCAUUUCGAAUGUCUAAACAAUCGUUUUCUUACUUACUCGCACUCCUAACCCCUUCCCUAUCAUCCCUCACAAUUCCUCCCAAUUACGCCGUUUCCGCUACUCUCUUCCGCCUCGCGCACGCUGCUUCUUUCAAUGCGGUUGCAAGACGCUUCGAUCUCGAUUCUCCGACCGCCUGCCGGGUUUUCUUUGUGGUAUGUAAAGCAAUAAUCGAUAAUCUAGGUCAUUUCUUUGAGUUAAGGACUGAUUUGAACAGAAUCGUACUUGGUUUUGGAUGGAUUUCACUUCCCAAUUGUUGUGGGGUUUUAGGAAUCGAUAGUUUUGCUGUUAAAGGAAACCUAUUCGGUGAAAAUGGGUCUGUAAUGGUUCAAGCAUUGGUCGAUUCAGAAGGUAGAUUCUUAGACGUUUCAGCUGGUUGGCCUAGCACAAUGAAACCCGAAAUGGUUUUAAGACAAUCAGAGCUGUUCUCCUCCAUUGAAGAAUCAAGGGAAUUGUUAAUUGGUCCAUCUUAUGAACUCAACGAUGGCACUUCAAUCCCUCAAUACAUUUUAGGUGAAUCUUGUUUCCCUCUUUUGCCAUGGCUGAUCACCCCUUUUCGAAAAUCUGAUACUGAUGAUCAUGAAGAUGAAGACGAUGUUAAUGAUGGUUGUUUGAAUCUGAGUUCUUCAAAACAAGCUUUUAAUUCUGUACAUAAUCGAGGGAUGGAGUUGCUUGAUACUGCAUUUGGGAGGCUUAGAUCAAGAUUUAAGUCGGUGGGAAGAUUGUUGAUUUCUAAUAGAGCAGGAGAAGAAGCAAGAAAAUGGUGUUGCUGGCUACCUGGAAUUAUCAGAAAUGAAACUUUGAUCAUUGUGAAAGGUUCUGAAUUUUUGUAGAUACCUUCAAGGG
This is a messenger RNA of Lactuca virosa, 1279 nucleotides long. Lineage: Eukaryota; Viridiplantae; Streptophyta; Magnoliopsida; Asterales; Asteraceae. The record is from the annotation of a GenBank genome assembly.